Molecule: messenger RNA, 1867 nt
Organism: Meira miltonrushii
Lineage: Eukaryota; Fungi; Basidiomycota; Exobasidiomycetes; Exobasidiales; Brachybasidiaceae
Product: WD40 repeat-like protein
Exons: 1
Coding region: 71-1789 (572 amino acids)
Molecular function (GO): protein binding
Source: RefSeq, a predicted model, not a curated record
CUCAUAUACAGAAGCUUUUCUGUCAGCAUCAAAAAUGGUAAACCGGACUCAGCCAAAACCGGUAUCAACGAUGCCAAAAGGUCAGGUAUUCAGACAAAGUGCAAAAAGAAGAAAGGAUGAUACUCCAACGGAAAAGACUGAUUCGAAAAAGCAAAGCUUGUCAAAGAAACCAAAAUUAGACAACACAAAGACAAAGAAAGAGACUACUCCGAAUAAAAAAGAAAGUUCACAAGAAGGAAAGCCGAAAUCCAUCUUGAAGAAUGGACCGCAAAAGAAAGAGCCUGUCAAAACUGCAAUGAAGCAAAAACAAGAUGACAGUAACGAUUUAGCUCUUCCUAAGGAUGCUGCAGCUAAGAAAGGAAAGGGAAAGGCAGCCGAAAAGAGUAAAGCACCAUCCGAGGCAACUUUAAAAGCGGUCAAGCAGCCAUUAAAAGAAUCACCGCUACCGAGAACGUUCAGGAUCAUCACUGGAUCGUACGAGAGAUUAUUGUUUGGAUUUCAGGUAAAGAUGGAAGCACAUGGAGAAUUAUCUUCUCAAGCUACAUUCACGCCCAUGUUUAGCUUUGCAGCACACACCUCUUGUAUCACCGCUGUAGCCGCUGCAGGUGUUGAUUCAAAGUGGCUGGCGACCGGUGCCGGUGAUGAAACUGUUCGAGUUUGGGAUUUACGUAAACGAAAAGAAGUUGGAGGUUUGACCGGACAUGGAGGUACGAUUCAUUCGCUAAGCUUUCCUUCUCGUACUUACCUUAUCUCGGCUGAUUCAAGUGGUUUGAUCAAUCUGUACAGGACAAGAGAUUGGGCUUUGCUUAAAACAUUACGCGGUCAUACCGGUCGUGUGAAUGCAUGUCAAGCUCAUCCUUCCGGCAAGGUAGCAUUAUCUGUUGGACAGGAUGGUAUGCUGCGGAUGUGGGAUCUUAUGCGAGGAAAAGGAGCAGGAGCAGUGCGAUUGUAUUUGGGAAUGUCCGAAGAAGAUGCAGGAUCUUCAAGUCAUCGGACAAAAGAAGAACCGCUAGACGUUCAAUGGAGCCCAGAUGGUUCAAGAUUCUUGGUUAUGGGACGUACAGAGAUCUCAAUUUACACAACUGAUAUGAAAAAGCUAGCCUGUGUCAUUGUGAGACGGGAUGAUCCCAAACACAAGUUUGGAUCGGUCGCUUGGCUAGACACAAAGACGAUCUUAGCCGGUACAGAAAGCGGAACUGUGGAUACAUAUCGUAUCAACAAAGAUGCACUUGUUGGACCAAUCGAUCAAUUGAUCGGACAUGAGAAUCGAGUCAAAGCUAUCCGAAGCGUUCGUAUUCAACCCACAACAGCACCUCAGCCUCUCACUCUUGUUGUGACAGCUUCAUCGGAUGGUAAACUUCGCGUUUUCGAUUGUAGUGACCUGGUAGAGAAGGCAAUAGACGAGAAACCGGAGGAGCCACACCAAAAGGAACCAAUCGGUACACACAGUACGGGUGGUGCACGUUUGACUUCUUUAGAUGUCGUUGGUGGUUCUGGCGUCAGAACCGCUGCAACAGAUUCCAAAGAAACUGACGUAGAAGACGAAGAUGAUGAUGAAGAGGAAGAAUUCUCUGGAGAUGGAGACAGUGACAUAGACAGCGAUCUUGAUGGAGCAGAAUCUGAAGGCGAAUUAGACGAAGCUGAGAUGCAGGAGCUCAAUGAUCUUUUGGAUCUUCUCGAUGAAGCUAAAGCGCAAGGUCUUGAUGUUGAAGGUCUGAGCGAAUUUGAGGACGAAGGCGAAGAUGAAAUUGACGAAGAGGAAGAAGCAGAAGAGGAGGACGAUGAAUGAUACUGUCUCAAAAAGGAUACCCUUCUUCGGCCUGUCAUUCUAUUUGUACAUUACAUAACAUUAAUAUCCAUCAUUUGC